CGAGUCGCUCGUAGAAUUUUUUCAAUCAAUUGAUACAAGAGAUUCCUUCGACUUGGAGCCUAUAUAUUUUGAAGCAUUUGCCAUAAUUUUGGAGGACUGAAGAUGACAAAGAUCACAACUUCAGACGAUCACGAAGAGGAAGGCGCAGUUGCAGUGAAGUCGAAGUAUGAUUUUACGAGUCGCUUGUAGAAGGUUUUCCAGUAAUUUAAUACAAGAGAUUCCUUCGGCUGGGAGCCUAUAAUUUUGUAGGACUUGCCAUAAUUUUGGAGGACUGAAGAUGACAAAGAUCACAACUUCAGACGAUCACGAAGAGGAAGGCGAAGUCGUAGUGAAGUCGAAGUAUGGAACACCCAAGAAAUAUGAUCCAACAUUCAAGGGACCCAUCGGAAACAGGAGCUGUACAGAUGUCAUCUGCUGUCUGUUAUUCAUCGCUUUCUUGGUCGGCAUGGGAGUGGUGGGUUAUUUUGCCUACAGAGAUGGGGACCCAUUAUCGUUGGUCUAUCCGACGGAUUCCAGAGGGCAGAUCUGUGGGGUUUCGGAGGCCGUCAAAGAUAAGCCUUAUCUGAUGUUCUUUGAUCUCUUGUCCUGCGUCGCCUCACCGUACACUACUCUACUAGAGUUCAAGUGCCCGACGACACAGAUUUGCGUUUCCGCAUGUCCCAAUGAGACUUUCGCUCCGUACACGCAGCUAUUUGUGGGCGCGCUGUUGCCAGCGUUUGUGGAAUGGGACAAGUUUAUCUGCGACUACGACUUCAACCCCCAGACAGAGUACCUUACGGGGUCUUACCAAGGCACAGAUGGACUGGCGGCAAUUUUCAACGAUCAGAAAUGUGCGUCCUACUACCUGAAAAGCACAGAAUAUGCGUCCCGCUGUCUGCCGUCAUUCCUCGUCGAUUCGGCCAGCGACGUCGCCAGCGCUUUCUCGUCCGAAGACACCAUCACCUCGUCCAACGGAGAGUCCUUCAACAGCUCCACCGCUCAAGAACUUUUCUCAAAUGCGGCCAGCCUGAUCCUGACCUUCACAUCCCUGGUGGAGGUCCUCUUUGAAGACGUGGUCGCCUCCUGGUACCUCAUUGUUGGUGGUCUAGGCAUUGCCAUGCUGCUGUCUCUUCUGUUUAUCAUCUUGAUGCGCUGGCUGGCAGGUAUCAUCAUCUGGCUGACCCUGCUAGGACUUCAUGUCCUUCUCGGUCUGGGUUUGUAUUCCUGUUGGCAGCAAUAUACCAGCUUGGCGGGAAUGGACGGCGCAGACGCAGCCAUCACGUUCACCACGGACCUCUCCAGCUACCUGCGACUGCAGCAAACGUGGCUGAUCAUCGGCAUCAUCCUGGCAGUCCUGCUGGUCAUUCUGCUGCUGACGACGCUGUGUCUCUGCAAUCGCAUCCGCGUUGCCAUCUCUCUUAUCAAAGAGGGCAGUAGGGCCGUCGGCAAGAUGAUGUCCACCCUAAUAUGGCCGAUAUUUCCAUACAUCCUGCAGUUUGGGUUCUUCGCCAUCUGGGCCACCAUUGCUGUCUUCCUGGCAACAUCACAUCAGGCCACUUACACGGUCUCCAUGGAUGACAAUGACACCGUGGCACCGGCGGACAAUGACACCUGUGAUCACACCACAUUUGCGACGGACUACCCCAACACCACGGCCGUCUGCACCUUCCAAUCCUACGCCCUGAAGGACUACGUCCUCUACCUCCAGAUCUACAACCUCUUCGGUCUGUUCUGGCUGGUCAACUUUGCCAUCGCGCUGGGUCAGGUCACGCUGGCCGGGGCCUUCGCCUCGUACUACUGGGCCUUCACCAAGCCCCAGGAUAUCCCAGCAUUCCCUCUCUUCAAGUCCUUCUACCGGGCCAUCAGAUAUCAUCUUGGCUCCAUAGCCUUUGGUUCUCUCAUCAUAGCCCUCAUCCAGAUCAUACGCACGAUGCUGGAAUACGUGGAAGCUAAACUGAAAGGCAAAGAGAAUCAAGUGGUGAAAUAUGUGCUGAAGUGCCUCAAGUGCUGCUUCUGGUGCCUGGAGAAAUUCAUGCGAUUCCUGAACAAGAACGCUUACAUCUUGAUUGCCGUUUACGGAGAGAAUUUCUGCACAUCGGCAAAGAACGCCUUCUUCCUACUACUCAGGAAUAUUGUCAGAGUUGCGGUCAUCAACAAGCUGACUGAUUUCCUGAUCUUCCUGGGUGAGCUGUUCAUCGUCGGCGCGGUGGCCGUCACCUCCUUCUUCUACUUCACCAAUCAGAUCACCUGGGUGUCCGCUUACAUCACCGUCCCUACUCUCAACUACUACUGGGUCCCCAUCUUUAUUAUUACCAUUGGGACCUACUUCAUCGCCAAGUGUUUCUUCAGCGUCUAUGACAUGGCCGUCGACACACUCUUCCUAUGCUUCCUUGAGGACUUGGAGCGACACGACGGCUCACCGGAGAAGCCCUACUACAUGUCCAAGGAGCUGAUGGGAAUCGUCGGCAAGAAGAACAAGUUUGAUAAAGAUGACUAAACAUGAGAAGAGCGGUAUGAUGGAGACUGCUAGAUCAGGAUUAUGGGCUCCGUGCACAAGUACACCCCAACGGUAAGAAACGGAGAGUUGGGCCGACCACUGGAACAGACAUUCGAACUUAUUACCAACGACGCAACGAAGUGACGUAUUGUCUAUGGUCUUUGUGCCCACGAUACACCACCUCGUAGUGCGACUGACGCGCAUGCAAUGUGUCCCGUCCACGUGGUGUUCGAAAGUGUUCAAAAGCGCCCUCUACAGUUUGCGCGCUGGGCCCAUAUAAUUCCAGUGGGAGUUCCCUUCAUAGUUAUUAAAAAGAAGAAUUAGGAAAAUUCUGUAAGCUUAUAUUUUUGUAGGUUUUUUUUUCUUGGUAUAUGGUUUGAACAGUAUUUUUAAGUUCACUUCAGUGUUCUUUAUUAAACUUCUUUUGUUAAGAAUGGAUAUUUAUUCCAUUCAGCUUUAUUUUAUGGAUAUUCGAAAAGGGAAUUGCCGAAUGAAAAUGUGGAAAAUCAAAAUUUAAGAAUCCGGGCAAUGCUGAUUUUGGGGAACGUAGCAUGAAAUGUAAGAAAUGCAGUAAUCAGCUUCUUUGGAUAAGAAUGGAAAUUUAUUCCAUUCAGCUUUAUUUUAUGGAUAUUCGAAAAGGGAAUUGCCGAAUGAAAAUGUGGAAAA
Molecule: messenger RNA, 3142 nt
Organism: Patiria miniata (bat star)
Lineage: Eukaryota; Metazoa; Echinodermata; Asteroidea; Valvatida; Asterinidae
Product: choline transporter-like protein 2
Exons: 22
Coding region: 278-2476 (732 amino acids)
Biological process (GO): transmembrane transport
Cellular component (GO): membrane
Molecular function (GO): transmembrane transporter activity
Source: RefSeq, a predicted model, not a curated record